This is a messenger RNA of Mercurialis annua (annual mercury), 1264 nucleotides long. RefSeq lists its product as uncharacterized. The transcript has 9 exons. NCBI's taxonomy places the organism in Eukaryota, Viridiplantae, Streptophyta, Magnoliopsida, Malpighiales, Euphorbiaceae. The record is from RefSeq and is a predicted model, not a curated record. The coding region runs from base 1 to 1080 and encodes 359 amino acids.
AUGAAGAUGGUGGGUCGAGGUCGAGGUCGAGGAAAUAUUAACUCUAAUAACUAUGCAAAAAGUUACACGACUAAAAGAUUACCUCUUCUAGCUGAAUAUGAUGAUUCGCAAAUGUCUGAUGAUAUGGAAAUGGAAAAUCUCGGUAACCAAGAUUGUUUAAAAAGUACUAAGAUUAGUGAUUGUUCUUAUCUAGGAAUUGCUUUUAGUAAUCCAAGUCAAGCUAGGCAAAGAGGUAAAGCUGAAUUGCUUUUAUUACUCCACGUCAAGCAAAAGAAAGAGGAAUACUUUAUCAUUUCGGAUGAGGAUGAUAGGCUAAAUAAUUUUUGCAUAGCAACCAUGCAACGUAUUUACAAGACUUGGAAAAAUAAAUUGCAUGGUAUUUAUAAGAGCUAUAAGACCGAUAAUGAGCGCUUGAGAAAUAGACCUGAUGACGUAGAAGAACAAUAUUGGAAUCAUUGUGUCAAACAUUUUGGCUCUGAAAAAUUUAAGAAAAUUAGUGCACAAAAUUCGAACAAUGCUAAAAAAAGGAAGCAAAAGCACACAACAGGAAAUGUUUCGUUCGCUGAAACUGAAGAAAGGAUGGUUGAUCCUAUUACUAAUGAAAAACCUUCUCUCCCUAUAAUUUGGCUACGACAACAUACUCGAAAAACACAAGAAGGAGGAAUUGAAUGGGCUGAUGAAUAUUCAAAAAAAAUUGGUGAACAACUAGAACAAUUGGUUGAUCAAAAUUCAAUUGAGGGAGAAAUUCCAAUGACUAAUGAAGAGUUAUAUGAUCAAGUUAUGGGAGUACGGUCAGGUUAUAGAAGAGGUUUUGGAUAUGGAAAGAAAGGUUUUAGAAAAAACGCUUGCCAAAAUGAAAAGCAACAACAAAGAAUUCUAGAAUUGGAGCAACAGUUGCAAGAACUUCAAGAUCAAUUUGACAAUGAACAUGAACAACAGAAACAACGUGAGAAAGAAUUUGAGACAAAAAUUCGAGAUCAAGUUUUGAAAGAGAUGCAAGAUAUUUUGAAACAGAAUCCUUUGAAUUUCUCAAAUUACACUGCACCAGUGUUAGAUGAUACUUUACUAGAGGAGGAAUAAUUUCAUCUACAUCACAAAUGGCUGUACGGAGCUACAUUAUAUUGUUUAAUUUUUCAUUAGCAUUCUAGUUGGACAAUUUUUUGCUUUUUUUGUUAUGUUACAGCAAAUAUUAUAUCAACAGUGGUUAGAUAGUUUAUCUAAUCUUUUAAGUUUAUCAAAGCUAUAAUUAUUUAUAUUAAAUUUA